CUUUCUCUCACAUUUUGGACGGUUCAGUCUGUGUUUCGCUUUUCCUUUUCCUCUAUCGCUUUGUGUCUCUUUCUCUCUCUAUCUUUCUAGGGUUUGUUCGUGGAUUUGAUUUCGUUUCUGAGUUUAGCGAUCAUGUCGUCCAAGAAGGUGACUCUGAAGAGCUCUGAUGGUGAGACCUUUGAUGUCGACGAGGCUGUCGCCCUUGAAUCUCAGACUAUUAAACACAUGAUCGAAGACGAUUGCGCGGACAACGGAAUCCCGUUGCCUAAUGUUACCAGUAAGAUCUUGUCAAAGGUGAUCGAAUACUGUAAGAAGCACGUAGAGACUCCCAAGGCUGAUGAUCGGACUGCCGAUGAGGAACUUAAGACUUGGGAUGCUGAGUUUGUCAAGGUUGACCAGGCCACACUCUUCGAUCUCAUCCUGGCAGCGAACUACUUAAAUAUCAAGAGCCUGUUGGAUCUUACAUGCCAGACUGUUGCAGAUAUGAUCAAGGGUAAAACUCCAGAAGAGAUCCGGAAGACAUUCAACAUCAAGAAUGAUUUUACCCCCGAGGAAGAGGAGGAGGUUCGGAGGGAGAACCAGUGGGCCUUUGAAUGAGAUUUGACCGAGGAUACAACCAAGGCUAUGCUAUGCUGUUCUAAAGGUGGGGGGUUGGUUGGGUGAUUGAUGUCCACUGUGAUUCAAGUAAACUAAUAGUUACCUUGUAGGAAAGACUUCAUCUAGUACAUUUGCCUUUUAUUUCAAUGCAAUGGAACUUAUUUUUCAUAAGAUGUAUAUAUACUGUUGGUGGUAGUGGUGGUCAUUGGUAUUAUUUGCCCAAUGUUGUUUUAUCAAAACCAAUCAGAACCCUAUUCUACCACCUUCAGCAUACUCUUUUAUGUGAUUACUGUUCUUUUGAACAUGAUGAUAUUCUGUCAUUUUAUAAAUACGUCAUAUUGAUUGCAUUUCUUUCUA
Molecule: messenger RNA, 954 nt
Organism: Macadamia integrifolia
Lineage: Eukaryota; Viridiplantae; Streptophyta; Magnoliopsida; Proteales; Proteaceae
Product: SKP1-like protein 1B
Exons: 2
Coding region: 133-597 (154 amino acids)
Biological process (GO): SCF-dependent proteasomal ubiquitin-dependent protein catabolic process
Cellular component (GO): nucleus; cytoplasm
Molecular function (GO): cullin family protein binding
Source: RefSeq, a predicted model, not a curated record